Molecule: messenger RNA, 1104 nt
Organism: Thrips palmi
Lineage: Eukaryota; Metazoa; Arthropoda; Insecta; Thysanoptera; Thripidae
Product: protein C19orf12 homolog
Exons: 3
Coding region: 193-615 (140 amino acids)
Source: RefSeq, a predicted model, not a curated record
UUCGCAGGUGGGGAGGAAGGACCCCCAACCUACAAUCGACAAAUAAGACCAAAGUUCAACAAGAUUUCGGUGAUCGCGACAUGUCAUCAUUUGAAUCCGUUUGAAGCUUCUCCUUCGAACCAAUUGUAUCUUCAGUUCAUCUAGUUGUCUGGGGCAUUACACACCCGAGUGUGAACAUUUUCAGGUCCUAUCAUGCCCAUCAACACUCAUGAGGUGAUGAGCCUUUUGGGCCAGCUUGCUGAUCAACAAGGUAUAAAGGUGGCUGUCCAGUAUUCCAUGCUAAGUGGCGUUGCUGUUGGUGUAUGUACAGCAGUCGGAGGAAUUCUGAUGGGACCUUUCGGGCUUGCAGUCGGAGGCACUCUAGGAUCUGUGAUGGCUGCAUUCAAAACAAGUGGACAUUUCAAACCAGUGUCGAGAGUAAUUCUUGAAGACAUGACACCUAUCCAGCAGACUCAAUUAGCUGCUUCCUGUAUGAGAAUCAUUCAAGAUUUCAGGGUUGAGGAUGUUGCGAUACUUUUGCCUUUACUUCUCAACACACCCGCAGCACAACAAGCUCUUCUGACUCAAUUAACUGCAUAUAUAACCAAUGAAAUGAAAUUGAAAAUCAUUGACUAAUGUAUUUUUAUAGUUGACUUUAACAGACUGAAAUUUAAUGCUGAUGUGAUAUUUCUUAUGUUUACAGUUUAGUCUUGUAGGUUUAUGCUUAAGUUAACAUUAUUAUCAGCACCCUCCAAUUUGUUGUAUUAAUAUCUUUGAAACUCUGCUUGAAUGAGUUGGAAGAAGGUCAUCAUGUGAUCAUUUUGUGAUUGAAUUUAUGUAGUUUUUAUUUGCUCUCAAAUUAGUUGAUUGAUUUUUUGAACUGUAUGUUUUGAGAGGAGAGGAAUUCUCUUUUCCUCUGUUUCUUGUUUAUGAACUAAAUGUAAAAAAAAAGAAAGAAAUUCUUGAUUUAUUUGUUCUUGUUUGAAGAUUAAGUAAUUGCAUCUCUAUGUACGCUUCAUGGGAGAAAUUUCCUUAUGUUAGAUAAACUCUGAGGCAUCUCAACUUGGGCACCAUGUACUUUACUUCCCUCCUGUGCUUCAAUAAAAUUCUCAUCAUUUCAUCAAA